AAGCACACAUCCAGUUCCAGUGUGUUGCUCGCAAACGCGCGACGGAGGAUAUGCAGGAAUUCUGUGAUCUUUUUCAUUUCACACGUGAGCUCCAGUUUAUGCUCGGAGGUCGUGGCAUCUUGGAAAUGACGUCAAAUGACGCUACUCGCUGAAGUCUGCGUUGAUUGAUCCACUCUGUGUUCACAAGUCGGAUGUCUGACUUCAAGUGGUGUUCCAGUCAUUAUUUUCAAGUCGGAGGUGGGAAAAUACAGAGUUUUGAGUUGCCUGGAAUGCAGCAUAAAAACAUGAGUCUGCACAGGGCACCCUCAGCAGCUGCCGACGAUUUAGUGCCAAAACGAAGAAGCACCUCAAUUAUAUGGCAUUAUUUUGGCUUCAAAACAGAUGACUACAUGCAGACUGAAGUGUUAUGUAAAACAUGUAAAUCACGGGUGGCAGCGCAAAGAGGAAACACUACAAACCUUUACAAUCACCUCAAGUCAAAGCACAAAAAUUUGUAUCAGAUUUGUUUGGCAGAAAAAUCUUCAAGCACAGGUGGAUCAACCCUCUUUCCUGAACCUAAGCAACAAUCCAUAGCAUCAGGUUUUGAGAGCUCAACAACAUAUCCUGCAGGCUCCCAGCAUCAUAGAGAAAUAACAGAGGCUAUAGAUGUUACCUACAUGGAUCUCCCACCUCAAAGGUAUCCUGGAAGUCUUGAUGCACCAAACCUUAAGACAAAAAUGGAUAGUUUUUUGCCUUAUUCUGAUCGACGCACAUCAAAAGUGUGGAACCACUACACUCAGUUAAGUUUUCAUCGUGUGGAGUGUAACCAUUGUAAGAGACAGCUUUCCUUUCACAACAGCACCACUUCCAUGAGAGAACACUUAGGACGCAAACACGGCAUUUGGGAAGGAGCAGCACCAGCUCACAUGGUUCAGACCACUUUACACCGUAGUAGAUUAACAGCAUGCAACACCACAGGCAAUGCAUUGACAUCUACAUGUCAGCCAAUGCUACCCGUUACUAUCAAAGAGGAGCAGCAAGCGGUGCUGCUACAUGAUAUUGGGGAAAGCAAGCCUGUUCGGACUUCAUGUGCCCCUGGCUUUGCUGGAGGCAAUACAUCUAGUUCUAAUGCCGAUCCUCAACAAGAUACACAUAUGAGCUGCCUAAUGUAUAAUUUUUCUUCAGGGGAGAUGAACAGCACAGCUGGAAACAGCGGCAACCGCAGUGGUGCAAGAGGCUGCAGUAACAAGCGAGCUGAGGUGUUGACUGAUCUUAUCUUGGAGAUGAUAUUUAGAGAUCUUCAGCCAUUGUCUGUAGUGGAAGAGAGGGGAUUCAGACUUUUACUGGGUUGCUUAGAGCCUAAAUAUUCAGUGCCUUCUCCAUCUCUGCUUGGCAGCCUACUUUGGCAUCGCUACCAUAUUCUUAAACAAUACCUUCAGCAGCAUCUGCAGACUGGACUAGCCUCUCACUCUUUGGCCCUCUGCACUGAACACUGGCAAUCUGUAGAAGGAUGUGGGGUUGAAGGAGAUGGUCAGUCCUACCUUACAGUCAGUGCGCAUUUUGUAGACUCUCAUUGGCGCCUGGCACGUUGUGUGCUUGAGACCCGGCCAAUACCAGAAUUAAAUGGUAACGGAUAUAGAAGAGGGCAUGCUCAUUUUGUGGACACCUUGAGAGCAGUACUGUCUGAGUUCCAACUUCCAGAUCAUUUCGUUUUCUGUGUUGUGCAUGACACCCCCUCUAGAACGGAGUCAAGGGGGCAAGAGAAUAUGGCCAUUGAUCCAGAAUAUCAACUAGAAUUUGCUGGACCCAGCCAUCCUCCUCUUAAUAAUCUUCCUGAGGGUUGGGCACCUCUACUUUGUGCAGGACAGGCCCUGAAACUCUGUGUGCAGGAGGGGCUUUGUGUAGAGACCGUCAGACAAGUUCUUGCGGAUGCUCGAGGCAUCGUCUUGCAUUUCCAGCAUAAUGUGAAUGCUGCUACAUCACUGAGCCAGAAAGCAGAGGCUGUUAAUAAAGAAUCAGCAAGUCUAGUCUUGAAUGACCCAGGUCGCUGGACUACUGCCAUUGAGAUGUGUGAGAGUCUACUGGAUCUCAAAUGGGUGAUAAGCUCAGUAUUAGAGGAGCAAAAAGUAGCACCAAACCUGGUAGAUCAUCAGUGGCGUCUUAUACACGAACUUGUCCCAGUGCUUAAGACUGUCCGCAUUGCAGCAUCGUUUCUUAGUGAGGACAUCAAUGGCCCCAUUUCUGCCCUAAUGCCAUGCCUCCAAGGAGUGUCCCGGCUCCUUGGACAGAAAAUUGCAGAGUGCAGCUGUCCUGUGGUGAGGGGAGUUAUGGAGAGAAUUCGUGCUGGAAUGGACAAACGUUGGAGUCUGAGCGAUGAAGAUGCUCUUCUGGACAGCCCUGCUGUACUGUCCUCGUUUUUGGACCCCCGUUUUAAAGAGUUGCGGUUUCUCAGUCCACAUGCCCGCAGCAAGCUGCAUGACAAGGUGAAAGAGCUUCUCUCGGUUCAAGCUUACGCAAGCAAAGAAGGAAUGAUCAGAAAGAGGGUACAAAGCAUGGAAAUGGAGGAGACUGUGGAUGAAAGUGGAGAACCUCCAGUUUUUGAGUUAGAUGAUCCCUUGCAAAUGCCUGUGAUGGCUUCUUUGGACUCACCUGAAUCAUGUGGCUCAGGAGAGGAGGGCGACAGCAUUGAAUUGCAACCAUGCAAGCCCUCUGCUUUGUCAUCUCCAGAACAGGUCAAUGAAAAUGCACUUGAGAUUGGAUCGCCCAUCAGCAGUUGUACCAGAAAAAGAAUCAGUAAAAGACCUUUUAGUGGGACUACUCUGACAUCGCCACUAAGAGGAGAUUUACAGCUCAAUGCUCGUAUACAAAUGAGUCCUCUUCCCCAGAGUAUGUAUGACAUUCUUUUGGGGGAGGACCCCACUGAAAGAAUGCCUGAGAUUCACCAGCAGCUGGAAGAUUACAUUGCAGAGCCCCUCUCUAGACGUAGUCUCUCACCUCUGCAAUGGUGGCUCAACAAGGAACACCGGUUUCCUGCCGUGGCUAGACUGGCACGAAAAUAUCUGUCAAUACCUGCUACUGCUGUUUCUGCAGAUCAGGCCUUUGCCCCAAGAGAGUCUACAGUGACCCAAAGAAGGGCCACAUUGGGAUCUAAACACCUUGACCACAUUUUAUUUCUCCAUCGGAACACCGAUUAUGUAGAUCAGCUAAAAGGUGGCACCUCUGGACGGGAAACUGACCAGAGGAAUGCUGUCGAUGGUACCCAAAGCAGAGAGUAUCUUUACCAGACUCUUGUGUCCUAUGAAAGUAAGAUCCACGUGUCUGAGGAAGAAUUAUGAUCACUGUUUAUGUACAUAUGGACAAGGUCAUGCUGACAGUUCUGUUUAAUGGGGGUAGACAUUUGCAUUUGAACACAAAAAGGCUUUGUCUCAUGCCACAAAAUAAGCUGCUUUUAAUAUGGCUUAUCUGAUGGUUUUAGAAAUGACAAUUGUAGUGAGAUAUAAAUACAAUCAAACUGCACUGCUAUAUUGUUUUGAAAUAACUAAUGGUGAUUCCUUGUACAAGGAAUUUGUGACACUAUCAUUUCAUAUAGUCUGGUCUCUAAGAGGUCUGAGGAUUUGUGUAGUCGUUGUCUUGUGACUAAUGUAUAUAAUGUUUUACUAAAUCACUGAUUGUUAACUGCCUGUAAUGCAUUACUUAAUGGAUAUUAUAUGUUGUGUACAUAGUUAAAUUCUGCAUAUACUGUUAAUUCAAUAUUGUCACUUUACAAUGUUGGAAGCAUUACAUGAAAUGCAUUGUCAAGCUUGUGCAUAAAUUUCAACAUUAUCACUUCCUUUCCUAUGUAUGGGGGAUAUUAUGAAUUAGGGCUUUUAAGACUUCCCAUUUGUACAUUUCACUGUUAUGUAAUGACUCCCUACACACUUGGGUUGUAUGUAAACUCCAAAUUAACUCGGACUAUCUCUGAUGUCGGCAUUGUCAAUGUGGUUCACUUACAACAUGCUUUGUGAACACAAAAUGCUCUGUCUGGGUCCACUUUCUUUUAAACUUUUGUGUAAUUCCAAAUGUAUUUGACCGUUACAGUUUACUAAACAAAGGUUUUUACAUGCAGCUACACAGGGACACAUUUUGUGGACAGAGAAAUUUUACACCUACUGUCACCAUGUAUAUAGAACAAGCACCACUGAAGCCAGUGCAACCUAUUGUGGACUUGGAAAUUAGGUAUUAGAUGACUUUUUGCUAUUUGCAACAGUAGACUUCACAGUGUACCCUAUAGGUAGCAUGUCAAGAUUAAAGUGUUUUAAAAAAUAUUUUGGAGCCUGAAAAUUACGGGGUUUUGAUGUUUUUAUUUUGUUUAACAAUACGAUAUUAAAACAAUUACUUUAAUAAAAUAGAACAUAACCAAACACCUUACAAUAUAAUACAAAUUAAAAGUGAAAAUUAACAAUUUCUAUUAACAUUAAGGAUGUUUCAGGGUUGCUCAAAAAGGGAAAGGGAUAGUCAGUUGAUGUGUACUUGUAUGACAAACGUAAUGUAUCCUAAUGAUUAUAGGUUUGUUGUAAUAAAGGCUUCGCAACCGAUUAUAAAAAUAAUAAAAACUGGUGGCUGAUGAAAAACA
This is a messenger RNA of Myxocyprinus asiaticus (Chinese sucker), 4591 nucleotides long. RefSeq lists its product as uncharacterized. NCBI's taxonomy places the organism in Eukaryota, Metazoa, Chordata, Actinopteri, Cypriniformes, Catostomidae. Gene Ontology annotation, molecular function: protein dimerization activity; DNA binding. The transcript has 3 exons. Gene Ontology annotation, cellular component: nucleus. The record is from RefSeq and is a predicted model, not a curated record. Gene Ontology annotation, biological process: regulation of transcription by RNA polymerase II. The coding region runs from base 192 to 3314 and encodes 1040 amino acids.